GGAACCCGGAGUGAGGAUUCAGCAGACUCGAACCUGCAAAAUCAUCAAAGAGAGAGAGAGAGAGAAAAAAGCGGGGGGCAAAACCCGGCGCGGCGCGGCCCGGCUUCGGGCCCCGGAGGGAGAUCCAGAUGGCAGGCGAUGGAACAGAUGGGAAAUUGUUUGUCUGGUGCGAUGACUGUGGGGAGUACCACGACUCAGAGUGUCCUGAACUUGGUCCAUUGGUGACGGUCAGCGACUCUUUCGUUUUGAGCCGGGCUCGGUCCUCCCUACCAUCUAGUUUGGAGAUUAGACAACUGGAAGAUGGAAGUGAAGGGGUCUUUGCAUUGUCACCCCUGGUAAAACGUACACAGUUUGGACCAUUUGAAGCCAAAAGAGUUUCCCAACUGGAAAAAGAAGCUGUGUUUUCUCUGAAGGUUUUCCAGAAGGAUGGACCUGAUAUUUAUUUUGACACCACAAAUGAAGAGGACUGCAAUUGGAUGAUAUUUGUGAGACCAGCGACAGAUUUUCAUCAUCAAAAUCUCACAGCCUAUCAACACAGCCAUGACAUUUACUUCAACACUCUGCAGGAUAUUCAGCCUGGUGCAGAGCUGCGUGUCUGGUAUGCUGUGUUCUACGCAAAGAAAAUGGAUAAAUUAAUGCUCAAACAAGCAGCAAAUCCAGUGAAAGACGAGAGGCAGUGUGAAAUCGAUGAGUCCAAACCUAUGCCAAAGAUCCAGUCUGUAACAUCUUUAUGUGACAAAGCAAGUGGUGAUACCACAAUCUCUGUCUCCUUGAAUCCAGAUAAAGAGAGUGGCAUAGUCCAUGCUGUGGACCCAAACCAGUGGUCUUGUAAAGUCUGUUCGGCUGUGUUCCAGGAACCUCAGCUUCUGACAGACCAUCUGAUGAGUCAUUUGGAGCAGGCCCAAGGAAUGCCAACCCUUGUGAAAGAUUCAACUCCAGCUAAAGUCGCAGGUCCUCUCGAUUCUGACUGCCCAGACUUCAUUGAAGUUGCCACAAAUUCAGAACAGAAGUCCAGGGCCAGGAGACCUCGAAAGCCAAAGCUAUGUAGGGAAGAGCCUGAGCCAGUGCCUGCAGACCCGAAUAAUGCCGCAGAGCCUGCAAGUGUUGUCAAAGCUCCUUCAAAUGUUGUACCUUUGGAAGCACCUGUAUGUGAAGGAAAAUUGGGUGAAGUGUUAAAUCAUGGAAAAAUGUUGCGGAAUGGCCGUCAUGUGCGUCCCAAUUUGAGGCAAGUCCCAAGAAGGAAUGCUUUUAUAAGCAGUGCAAUGCAGUUGAAGAUGAUGUACAGUCUUGUACCAUCCCACAGGCCUGAUACACGCAGAAAGAUCUUAAGGGGUCUCGGUGACCAGCGAGUCUAUCAGUGCCAUCUCUGCAACAAGUUUUUCAACAACAGCAGCAACCUAAAGAGGCACAUUCGUUCCCACGGUGAUAAACUUUAUAAGUGCGAUGAAUGUGAGAAGGAGUUUAGCCGGAAGGAGAGUCUGAAACAACAUGUCUCUUAUAAACACAGCAGGAAUGAGGUGGACGAUAGCUACCUGUUCCAGUGUAACACCUGUCUAAAAGCUUUUCGUAUCAGGACUGCACUGGAGUUUCACAACUGCCGAACAGGUAAAAGAGACGACAAAACAUUCCAGUGUGACAUGUGCUUCAGGUUCUUCUCAACCAACAGUAACCUCUCAAAACACAAGAAAAAGCACGGGGACAAGAAGUUCUCCUGUGACACCUGUGGAAAGAUGUUCUACCGGAAGGAUGUCAUGUUGGACCACCAGAGGCGUCACACAGAAGGUGGCAAACGUGCAAAAAAAGACGAAAGUGAGACCAAUGGAAUGGUGAAGUAUAAAAAGGAGCCUUCAGGGUGCCCUGUCUGUGGAAAGGUAUUUUCCUGUCGAAGCAACAUGAAUAAGCACUUGCUGACACAUGGGGACAAGAAAUACACCUGUGAAAUCUGUGGACGCAAAUUUUACCGUGUCGAUGUCCUGAGGGACCACACCCAUGUCCAUUUUAAGGACAUUCCACUGAUGAAUGAGCAGCAACGAGAGCAAUUUAUCAGCAAACUCGGGAUCACAGCAGAGGAAACAGAAGAACAGUCCGAUGGAGUCAACGAACCCAUUCCACAUAAAUACAGCUGUAAGAAAUGCCAGGCCACAUUCGCAAAAGGGAGUCAGUAUUUGAAGCAUUUGAUGGAGAUUCAUAAGGAGAAGGGCUAUGGAUGUACAAUCUGCAAUCGUCGCUUUGCACUGAAGGCCACGUAUCAUGCCCACAUGGUCAUUCAUAGGGAAGAAUUGCCAGAUUCUGACCCCAAUGUGCAAAAGUACAUCCAUCCCUGUGAUAUCUGUGGAAGGAUCUUUAACAGUACAGGGAACUUGGAACGUCACAAAAUAAUCCACACAGGAGUGAAGAGCCACACAUGUGAACAGUGUGGGAAGUCAUUUGCCCGGAGGGACAUGUUGAAGGAACACAUGAGGGUGCAUGACAAUGUUCGGGACUAUCUGUGCGCAGAAUGUGGGAAAGGAAUGAAAACGAAGCAUGCCCUACGACAUCACAUGAAACUCCACAAGGGCAUCAAAGAGUAUGAGUGCAAAGAGUGUCAUCGGAAGUUUGCGCAGAAAGUCAACAUGCUUAAGCACUACAAGAGACACACAGGUGUGAAGGACUUCAUGUGUGAGCUGUGUGGGAAAACCUUCAGUGAGAGGAACAGUAUGGAAAACCAUAAACUUCUUCAUACUGUUGGAAAGCAGUGGACCUGCAGUAUCUGUGAGAAGAAGUUUGUCACUGAAUACAUGCUCUUCAAACAUAUACAGUUGACUCACAAAAAGGUGGAGGCCCAGAACUGUCACCUGUGCGGCACAAAGGUUUCUACACGAGCUUCGAUGAACAGGCACAUGAGGCGCAAACACCCUGAGCAAGACAUUAGCUUACAUGAGAGUGAGCUAACAGAAAUGGGUGAAGUGAAGAGAUCGAAACGAGGGCAAAGGAAGAAAUGGAAGACAGAAGAAGAGGAGGAGGAGGAUGAAGAUGAAGAUGAGGAUGAAGAGGAAGACGAUGAAUCAGCAACAGCUGCUGAAGAGGCAACGAUGUACACUUACACAGAUAAAGAAACUGGUUUCACAGGAACUGUCGAUGAUGAGACAGAUUCUGCGGUACAGAAUAUGAGUCAGGUGGUCGUGACUCUUGGAGAUUCAAAUGCUACCACGGCAACCAGCUCCGCUGGGCUGACUAACAUCGCGGUCUCCCCCAACAUCAGCACAGUGGCUGGCACCCAUUUCACCAACCUCCAGCCCAUCACGGUGACCAACCUUACGCUGCAGGAUCGUCAAAUGCAGCUUGACUCUAUCCUGACGGUCAGCUUUGACUCUAUCAGCGGCUCCACUGUGGUGCACAGCCGGCCAAUGGAGAUCCAGAUCGAGGCACAGCCGGCAGCUGCCCAGCAGGCUCACUCCCUCGCCCAGUCCAUGAACCUGACCACCUUCGUCAACUCCAUUGCCCCAGUAGAGAGCUCGCUGGGUGAACAGCAGCAUGCCAUGACCUGGAGGGCUGUGCCACAAGCUGGGGACAGCUCUCACCACAUCCUCCAGGCACAGCCAGCCCCAGCACCGGCACAGCAACAGCAACAGCAACAACAACAGCAGCAGCAAGUUCAGAUUCAGACACCACAAUCCCAACAGACCCAGCAGCAGAUAUACAACUUCUAAAGAAAUCCACUCUGCCGCACACUCAUACAGAGACGCCCAACACAAUGUCAAUUGUGACCGACAUUCAGCAGUUUUACACAGGGGUUGGUAUAGACCCCCUCUGCCAAUCUGCACCAGACUUUAUUGAUUCUACAGCAUCAAAAACCAUCCUCAAUCACUUUUCUCCAUUCCACACAGGUUUCCAGUUUGGGAGGUGUCUACAUAAACACAGCAGAAAGAUGUUUUGAGUGUGAUAUUUGUGAUUUAAAAUGAACAUUUUUUUAAAAAAAAAUUAAAUCCUUAAAACAAAGCAGACUUGAAGUGAAAAAUAAAUGUACCUACAAUUCUGUGACAA
Molecule: messenger RNA, 4023 nt
Organism: Rhincodon typus (whale shark)
Lineage: Eukaryota; Metazoa; Chordata; Chondrichthyes; Orectolobiformes; Rhincodontidae
Gene: prdm15
Product: PR domain containing 15
Exons: 25
Coding region: 129-3689 (1186 amino acids)
Biological process (GO): cell fate commitment; regulation of transcription by RNA polymerase II
Cellular component (GO): nucleus; cytoplasm
Molecular function (GO): DNA-binding transcription factor activity; histone deacetylase binding; RNA polymerase II cis-regulatory region sequence-specific DNA binding
Source: RefSeq, a predicted model, not a curated record